AUGGGAACUUGCUGGCCUUUCAAACAUAUUGUUAUUAUAGUAUUUCUUGCUAUAUCAGUCUCAUUCCAAACAGCAAAUUCCGACCCUCAAACCAAAUUUUUAAUUCGUGGAUGCAGCCCGUACAAUGCUACUAAUGUCAGGGAUUUCUUCAACAAUCUUAAUGCCAGUUUUGCUGAUCUCAGAAACCAGAUAUCACAAGAGAAGAAGCAUUUUGCUGCAACAGAGCACCCUGUUUAUGCCCUGUUUCAAUGCAGGAAUUACCUUUUCAAUGAUGAUUGUCUUUCCUGUUACAACAUUGCUGUUUCACAGAUCAGAUAUUGCUCUGCUGCUACUGGAGCUCGGGUUCUGUUUGAUGGCUGCUUCUUAAGGUACGAGAGUGCGAUGUUCUACAGCGAGACCACUCCUCAAGAUGGAUACGGUGAGAUAUGCAGCAGUACCAAUGCAUCGCAGCCAACUAAUUUUCAAACUCAGGCUGGAGAUUUGUUACAAGAUCUUAAACUCGCGACGCCACGAAUGAAUGGAUUCUUUGCUGCAUCAAAGAGGCAACUGAGCAGUGAUGGAAGCUCAAAUAACACGAAAGCGAUCAUUGGUGGAGUUGUUGGUGGUGUUGGCCUUGCCCUACUUAUAUGGUAUCAACAAAACCGAAAACCAAACAAAGUUCAGAAAGUCCUUGAAAUAAUCAGUGGCAUUGGAUGCAAUACAAAAGUUGAGCCUCAUAGUGGAUACCUUCUUGAACAGGCGUGCAAACUAUACGAGGUGGACGUGCAUCUACAGUUGGUGGAUGAGACGUUGGACCCUAACGACUACGACGCCGAAGAAGUGAAGAAGGUCAUAGAUAUCGCCAUGGUCUGCACUCAAUCUCAACCUUCUAAGAGACCUACCAUGUCUGAGGUGGUGGUUCUGCUGUCAAGUGAUAUGUCGAUUGAGCAGCGCCGCCUUUCUUCAAAUAAUAGUAUGAUCGGAAUUGAUAGGAAGUUCUACAAAGAUACAUUGAUACCGGAAACCUUUGUACAAGGGGCGGGCUCGAAGGAGUUUCAUCGAGCCUUCUCAGACACCAUAAGCCAGUAUAAGCCAGACGUAAUGGCGGUACUGGAACCUAGAAUAGGUGGUAAAAGAGCGGAUGAUGUCGUUAAAAUUAGUGGUUUCGAUAGAUCCUUUCGAAUUGAAGCCCAAGGUUUUGCUGGUGGUAUUUGGAUUCUUUGGAGGGAUAGAGUUGAUGUCGAGAUUUUUAAAUGUCAUAAGCAAUUUUUGCAUACUGCCCUUAAGUGUGGAGAGGAACGGUUUUUCAUGACGUUUGUUUAUGCAAGCCCGAACGUUCAGAGGCGGCGGUCUUUGUGGCAUGAACUAGAGUCUUUGGCGGCGAGCGUGCAUGGUCCUUGGCUUCUGGGAGGGGACUUCAAUAGCCUUCUACGAAGUUCAGAGAAGCAGGGAGGAUCACAAAGGGUGCAGUGUGUGAAUGUGGGGUUUGCCGAGUGGUUCUUUAAUAAUAAUAUGUGUGAGCCAUGUACGGAUGGGUCGAAGUUCACUUGGUUUCGUCCAGAUGGUUUGUCUGAGAAACUGGACCGAUUUAUAGCCAACACAGAAUGGAUGGAUCAAUAUCAAGAAGCGCGGGUACAUCAUUUACCUCGUUUGCGGUCGGAUCACGUGCCGAUUAUGAUGCGCUGUAAGAAGUUUUCUCCUCAACUGCAUGGUUCGAAAGGUUUCCGGUUCCUUGUUCCUUGGCUUUUACGUGAUGGCUUUCGGAAACUGGUGGAUGAGUCUUGGGUGGAGGGGGUAACAUUCGAAGAGGCUAUUCUUUCUUUUGCGUCCAAAGCCAAAGAAUGGAACCAUAAUGUGUUUGGUAACAUCUUUCAAAGGAAGAAAAAGUUGAGAGCGAGGCUGGAGGGAGCUCAACGGAAUUUGCAAUAUUAUCAAACGGAGCGUCUUGUCCAACUUGAAAGAAGUCUGAGGGAGGAGUUGGAGGAGGUUCUUUUGCAGGAGGAACUUUUAAUGAUUCAGAAGUCACAAAGGGAUUGGUCUCUUUUUGGUGAUCGUAAUACGGCAUUUUAUCACCGUAAGGGAAUGGAUGAAAAUUUUGUUUUCCCCAAAGGUUCGGUAGUGCUUCGAGCCAUUAGUAGAGUUUGGUGUCAUGUGGUGAAGGGGAUUAGGUGGAGCGUUGGUGAUGGGAAGUCGAUCCGGUUCUGGUGGGAUAACUGGCUUCAUACGUCAGAGCCAUUGAUCAACUCAGCCACAGCAGUGGUACCGGCGGAACAAAUUAAUCUCACUCUUGAUUGUUUUGUCAUAGAGUUGGGACAAUGGAACUGGCAAUAUUUUCAACAUCUCCUACCUGCUACUUGUUUGCUAAGAAUUGCAGCUAUAAUGCCUCCAAGAUUGCAGGCGGGUUCUGAUGUUUCGUACUGGGGAUUCUCGGGGGAUGGCAAUUUUUCGACGAGCUCAGCGUAUGCUUCCCUCACGCCGACGGAGGUUGAAAGGAACAAUAAGCUGUGGAGGGUGAUAUGGAGUUGGACUGGACCGCAAAGAGUCCGCCAAUUUCUUUGGCUAGUCGCGAAAGAGGCUAUCCUGACAAAUUCACAACGCUGGAAUCGGCGCAUCGCUGAUUCACCAGCUUGUGAUUUGUGUGGAGGAGCUCUGGAGUCAACCAUGCAUGCGUUGCGGGACUGUCCAAAGGCUGCUAAUAUCUGGUCUCGGAUGGUGCCGGCAAAGCACAAGGGGCGGUUUUUUGGUUCCUCGUUAGAGGAUUGGCUCUGGAACAAUUUGACAAAUGCAUUUGGGAUGGAGGUAGCGAAUUGGGAAUGCACAUUUGGAGUUACAGCCUGGCAAAUAUGGGCACAACGGAAUGCUUUUAUCUUUGCUAAUACACCCUGUAAUGCAAGCAGGAAAAUUGAUGAUGUUCAUCGGCAUAUCCAGAGCGUUCUCUCUGCAGUAGCAUGGGAGAGAAGCCUGGGCGGCGUAGACCUUCUUGUUGAUCAAGGUCUUCAUGCUGCUGCUGAUGGACUUGCUGGAAUUGUUGCGUCGACCUCUUUCCAAGAUUGGUACAUCGUGAAGAGACGCCUUAGAUCUGGCGUUAAAAAGAUGGUCGAGGCGUAUAGUGGCUCGCCUGAAUGGAAGCCUGACUUUUUGUUUGUAAGGGCACCCAAGAACUAUUGCUUGUUGUGGAACCAUCGAGAAACGGAGGGUCUCGGAGCGAUAAAGGAUGAGUGGACCCAAGUAGACGAUGAGUGCAUCGAGGAGCUUGAUGCAGAUGUGAAGAAAAUCUUGGAAUAUACUAAGGUCAUGUCUUCAAGCAACGCUGGUUCUCUAUUGUUUGGUGACGAAGAUCCCUUUACUAUUGUGAAUUCAGAUGAGGAUGUAUCCGUCACCGCAGCCCUCGGGCAGAAGAAAAAGAAGAAGAGAGUCGUGAAGGCUGGCGAUAAGGUGAAGUACAAAAAAGCCAGGACGGAUGCGCCUCCAAAGGAGACCGUAGUACCAGUUGAGGAGACAGUGCCCCCUGCUACUGAGACCGUCAAGAAUCCUCUUCCAGAAACUGGGCCAAGUGUCGCCCCCCCUGGAUCAGAGAAAGGCAAGGGCCUUAUCGAGGGAGAGGCGAUUAUCCUGCCCCCUAACUGUUCAAAGGAGAUAAGUGCGGCCUGGAUGGCCUACCUGGUGCAGCUAAGGAAACUGCGAGAAGACCUGGUCACAGCUCGAUCUGAGAGGGACGAAGCUUUGUUCGAGGUGGUGACUCUCGAGGAAAAGGCCCGCCAAGUCCGAGCUAAGGAAGCUGAGAUUGCCUCGGUUCAAGCCAAGUAUGACGAGCUGGAUGAGAAGAUGAAGUCAUUUGCUAGCUUACACAUCUCGAAAGAGGAGUUGCACCAGUGGUGCGCUGCAUUUAUGUAUAAGAUGUUAUACACGGGAGGGAUGGCCGUAACACUCGAGGAGAUGAAUUUGGUUGCCACUAAGUGCGGGGCGCACCGGGAAGCUCUAUCUGGUGCUCUGGCCAAAAUGAGUUCUCCUGCAGACAUUGCGUCGUUUCCUGGUGACGUACCUGCCAUCCUUGCCAAGGGUCCGAGUGAAGAGGAUUCCAUACCUGAUGUACCAGAUGAGUACAUGGGUAUUGAGCUCGAGGAUGCUGAUGAAGCCACAGAGGAGGAUGUUGCUGACACCGGCCACUCCGGAGUGCAGAGAAAUGCUGAGGACGCAUCUCAGAACCCUUCCAAGGAUCACCCUCCUGGCAGUGAUGCUAUAUAA
Messenger RNA from Oldenlandia corymbosa var. corymbosa, 4224 nucleotides. Lineage: Eukaryota; Viridiplantae; Streptophyta; Magnoliopsida; Gentianales; Rubiaceae. The record is from the annotation of a GenBank genome assembly.